This is a messenger RNA of Gracilinanus agilis (Agile Gracile Mouse Opossum), 1051 nucleotides long. RefSeq names its product zinc finger protein 2 homolog. The record is from RefSeq and is a predicted model, not a curated record. The transcript has 3 exons. NCBI's taxonomy places the organism in Eukaryota, Metazoa, Chordata, Mammalia, Didelphimorphia, Didelphidae. The coding region runs from base 1 to 912 and encodes 303 amino acids.
AUGACCUUGGAUGAGACACUAAAUCAAGCAAUUCAUAGAGGAGAGAAUCCAUUUGAAUGUGUCGAAUGUGGGAAGGCUUUCAGCCGGAGUUCCCAACUUAUUGUACAUCAGAGAAUUCAUGCUGGAGAGAAACUCUAUGAAUGUAACGAAUGUGGGAAAGCCUUCCACUGGUGUUCACGGCUUAUACAACAUCAGAGAAUUCACAGUGGAGAGAAACCUUUUGAAUGUAAUGAAUGUGGGAAGGCCUUUCGCCAGAGAAUACAACUUACUGUCCAUCAGAGAAUUCAUACUGGCGAGAAACCUUACGAGUGUAAAGAAUGUGGGAAAGCCUUCCACCGAAGUACAGGACUUACCCAACAUCAAAAAAUUCAUACAGGAGAGAAACCUUAUGAAUGCAAUGAAUGUGGGAAGACUUUCUGCCGGAGCUCACAGCUUAACCAACAUCAGAGAAUUCAUACUGGAGAGAAACUAUAUGAAUGUAGCGAAUGUGGGAAGGCCUUCUGCCGCAGGUCACAACUGACACAACAUCAGAUAAUUCAUACUGGAGAGAAACCGUAUGAAUGUAGUGAUUGUGGGAAAGCCUUCCAUCAGACUUCACAACUCAUCCGACAUAAAAGAAUUCAUACAGGAGAGAAACCUUAUGAAUGUAAGGUCUGUGCAAAAACCUUCCGCAGGAGCUCACAACUCACUCAACACAAGGUAAUUCAUACAGGAGAGAAACCUUAUGAGUGCAAUGAGUGUGGGAAAGCCUUCUGCUGGAGCUCACAGCUUACUCGACACCAGAAAAAUCAUACUGGAGAGAAACCUCCUGAAUAUAACACGUCAGAGAAUGCCUUCCAUGCACAGAAACAACUUACUCAACACCACAAAAUACCUCCUGGAGAGAAGUCUUAUAAAGUUAAGUCCUUAUGAAUACAGUGAAUGUGAGAAGGGCUUUAGACAAAGCAAACCCUUUACUGAAAACUAGCUAACUCACACUAAAGCAAAACUCUAUAGAUGUGGCAAAUCUAUGCCCAAUUCCCCACUAUAGUUCUAAUUUUCUUUCACUCUC